This is a messenger RNA of Dama dama (fallow deer), 7658 nucleotides long. RefSeq names its product shroom family member 2 (gene SHROOM2). The transcript is spliced from 10 exons. The record is from RefSeq and is a predicted model, not a curated record. Gene Ontology annotation, cellular component: apical plasma membrane; cortical actin cytoskeleton; adherens junction. NCBI's taxonomy places the organism in Eukaryota, Metazoa, Chordata, Mammalia, Artiodactyla, Cervidae. Gene Ontology annotation, molecular function: actin filament binding. Bases 1 to 4503 code for a protein of 1500 amino acids. Gene Ontology annotation, biological process: actin filament organization.
AUGGAGGGCGCCGAGCCCCGCGCGCGGCCGGAGCGCCUGGCGGAGGCCGAGGCUCGGGCGGCCGAUGGCGGGCGCCUGGUGGAGGUGCAGCUGAGCGGCGGCGCCCCUUGGGGCUUCACCCUGAAGGGCGGCCGCGAGCACGGCGAGCCGCUGAUCAUCACCAAGGUCGAAGAAGGGAGCAAAGCCGCAGCCGUGGACAAACUGCUGGCCGGAGACGAGAUCGUGGGCAUCAAUGACGUCGGCCUGUCUGGGUUUAGGCAGGAGGCCAUCUGCCUGGUGAAGGGGUCGCAUAAGACCCUGAAGCUGGUGGUGAAAAGGAGGAAUGAGCUGAGCUGGAGGCCACACUCCUGGCAUGCCACCAAGUUCUCCGACAGCCACUCCGAGGCAGCUGCACCUCUGUUCCCCUGCCCCUCUCGGCCGAGCCGGUACCACGCCAGCUCCUCCUCCCAGGACCUGUCGGGCGGCGCCUGGGAGCCAGCGAACCUGCAGCGCACCUCCGACCACUUCAGCUCGCUGGGGAGUGUCGACAGCCUGGACCCGUCCUCCCAGCCCGACCCGUCGGGGCGCCUCUCGGCGGCCAAGUCCAGCAGCAGCAUCGACCGCUUGGGUGGCGCCAGCAAGCGGGACUCAGCUUACGGCUCAUUCUCCACCCGCUCCAGCACGCCAGACCACACCCUGCCCAAGGCGGACGCAUCCUCGGCCGAGAACAUCCUCUACAAAGUGGGCCUGUGGGAGGCCUCCGCUGCAGCAGACAGCCGGCCGGGCCCGACGGCCGGCGACCCUCAGGGCGCCGAGGAGCCCCUGGGGUGUUUCCCGCCCCGGGUCCCCGAGGAUGGCCCCGAGCCCAAGCUAGCUGCUUGCGGGCGGUCCAGCUCAGGGCCCGUCUGGUAUGUUCCAGAUAAGAGACGAGCCCCUCCGUCCCCUCCCCCGCCGCCUCCCCCGCUCCGCCGAGACAGCUUCGCUGCCACCAGGAGCCACGAGCAGACCCAGCAGACCCAGGGCCCCACGUUCUCAGCAGACGCUGCCCCCGCACAGCCCUUGCCGGGCCUAAGCCGCGUGCAGCCCCACGGCGACGACUGGAAGAGACCUGAGCCCGCUGAUCUGCUGUCGAGGCCGGCCCGCGGGGGCGAAGGCUGGAGAGCCUCGAGCUCUUUGGGCUGCAUGCCCGAGGCGCACCUGGACUGCGGGGGGCUGGCCUGCGACAGCGGGGCUCGGGUCCUCCUGGGGGCCCCCAGCCAGCUGCAGGCUUCUCUAUCCAGCACCGACGUGCGCCGCCCGCAGCCCUCGCCCGCGUGCCAACACCCGCGCCACUCGAGCGACGAGGGCCCCUUCUUCCGCGAGGGCCCCAGGGCCGCCACGUGGCUUGGGGAGCCCUUCCCCGCUGACCGCCUCGCGGACGACAGCCCUGCUGCCGUUGUUGUCGGAGGGCCACGCGCCGCCGACCAGAGGGGCGACUCUGGCGCGCAGAGCCGCUACUAUUGCGUGAUGUCCAGACCCGGUCCCCAGUGGGGCGCCCCGGCCCCCCAGCCCCGCUGCUACCCGUCCCGGCUGGAGGGCGCCCCGGGCGCACGGCAGAGAGGCAGGGCGGAGCCGGUGGACAGGGCACUCCAGGACCCACCGGGGGCCGGCCUCCUGGACAAAGGCGAUAGGAAGAGGGUGGUGGGCAGCCUGGAAGACAGGGGCGGUGAGAUCUGCCCCCUGCAGACGCCCAUGCUGCACUCGCUGAGCCGGGAAGGGGCGCGCCGGCCUGAGACCGGCCACGAGGACGCGGCAGCAACGCCGCCCGAGGCCCCGGCGGCCAAGCCCCUCCGGAGGAGCGAUCGCUUCGCCACCACCCUGAGGAACGAGAUCCAGCAGCGGCGAGCCAGGCUGCAGAAGAGCCGGAGCACGGCCACCUUGGCCAGCUCCGCGGAGGAGGAGGGGGAGGAGGAAGACGAUGUGGAGACGGAGGCGCGUGCCUCCGGGGCGCAGCCAGUAGCCGACCCGGAGACCGCCUUCCCCGGCGGCACCUAUAAGGACCACCUGAAGGAGGCGCAGGCCCGCGUCCUGAGGGCCACAUCGUUCCGGCGCCGCGACCUGGAGCCCAGCACAGCGGACCCGGAGCCAGCCCCCCGCGUCUGGGAGGGGGCCCCGGGCGCCGGGCCGCCCUCGCGUGCCGCCGGCAGCAGCGGCGCGCGCAUCGGAAGCCGGAGGCGCUUCACCGCCGAGCAGAAACUGAAGUCCUACUCAGAGCCCGAGAAGAUGAACACGGUGGGGCUGGCGGGGGACCAGCGCCCCGCACCCCCUGACGAGAACAUGCGCACCUUUGCUGACAGGUGGAAGUUUUUUGAGGAAACCAGCAAGCCUGUGGUCCCUCAGCCGGGGCCGAGGCCGGCACCUUGUGGCUUCCCCAGGGAGAAGCCGGAGAUGCUGUGGACAGGAGGCCCUGGAAAAGAUGGAAAGGCAGGGAAACCCAUCCCGCCCCAGAGGCUCGGCACCUUCGCAGAGUAUCAAGCCUCCUGGAGGGAACAGAGGAAGGCGCCGGAAGCUAGGGGUGCCGGCAGGUACCACUCCGCAGACAACAUCCUCGACGUGGGUGUGGACCAGGAGGAGAGGCCGCAGUACGUCCACGAAAGGUCCCGGUCAUCGCCUUCCACGGAUCUCUACAAGCAGGACGCCUCUGUGGAAUCUCGACGGCAAGCGGGGGACCCGGGGGAGCACACGGAGCGUUCUUCGGUGGCACGGGCCAAGGACGGAGGCCCCACCCCAAGACAAGCAGAUGGUCAGCCUGGGGAGGACUGCCCAGGAGCACCGUGGGACCCCCGGCAAACCUCUGAACCCCCUGGCGCCCAGGAAGGGCCCGAGGUGUCCCGGGAGGCCCGCGGCCGGGCGGGCACCCUCCCUCGCGAUUAUCGGUACCUGGAGCCGCGCGCGCCUCUGGACACCCCCGCCCGGGGGCAGGAGCCCCGGCCCCUGAGCGCCGCCCUGCCGGCCAGGAGAGCCGCCCUGCAGAGGCCACCACCGCCCAAGCGCGAGCUCCGGCCACCGCCGGGAGGCGCGCACAGCCGGCCCCGCCCCUCGGUGGCCUCCUCCGAGGCAGUGGACACGCGGAGCGCGCAGCGCACAGAGGAGCCUGCUGCCCGGCCCCGGCGGGAGGCGCCGCUCUCUGCCCCGUUGCGGCCCCUGCAGACCUUAGACAUGGACACCUCGCGCUCGCCGUCGCCUCAGUUUGCGCCACAGAAGCUGACAGACAAGCCCCCGCUGCUCAUCCAGGACGAGAAUGCCGCCAGAAUCGAGCGGGUGAUGGACAACAACACCACGGUAAAGAUGGUGCCCAUCAAGAUAGUGCACUCGGAGAGCCAGCCGGAGAAGGAGAGCCGCCAGGCGCUGGCCCGCGUCCCCGAGCCGCCUCCGCUGCCCCGGGGCCUUGAGCGGGACCAGAUCAAGACGCUUAGCACGUCCGAGCAGUCCUACUCACGCUUCUGCCCCUACAGCCGCCAGGGCACCGAGCCCCAGCCCCCUGCCAGUGCCCCGGGGCCCCCUGCCAAGGACGACCACGCCUCCCCUCCUGCACUCAGCUACCUGAAGGCCACAGACAGGACCGCCGACGACCUCAAGUCAGAGGAGCUGGCCCGCGAGAUUGCGGGUAGGGAUAAGUCGCUGGCGGACAUCCUGGACCCAGGCGUGAGGAUGAGAACCACCAUGGACCUCAUGGAGGGCAUCUUCCCCAAAGAUGAGCACCUCCUGGAAGGCGUGCAGCAACGGAGGAAGCUGCUCCCCAAGGUGCCCUCGCCCAGGACGGCGGAGGAGAGGAGGGAGGAGACCAGUGUGCUGGCGGCCGCACCCUUGGCCACCAACUCCGCCUACUACAGCACAUCAGCCCCCAAGGCGGAGCUGCUGAUAAAGAUGAAGGACCUGCAGGAGCAGCAGGAGCCAGAAGAGGACUCGGGCAGUGACUUGGACCACGACCUGUCAGUCAAAAAGCAGGAGCUCAUCGAGAGCCUCGGCCGCAAGCUGCAGGUGCUGCGGGAGGCACGGGAGAGCCUGCUGGAGGACGUGCAGGCCAACAGCGCGCUGGGUGACGAGGUGGAGGCCCUGGUCAAGGCCGUGUGCAAGCCCAACGAGUUUGACAAGUUCCGCAUGUUCAUCGGGGACCUCGACAAGGUGGUGAACCUCCUGCUGUCGCUCUCCGGCCGCCUGGCCCGCGUGGAGAACGCCCUCAACAACCUGGACGACAGCACGCCUCCGGGCGAUCGGCAAUCCCUGCUCGAGAAGCAGCGCGUCCUGAUCCAGCAGCACGAGGACGCCAGGGAGCUGAAGGAGAACCUGGACCGCCGGGAGGGCAUCGUCUUCGACAUCCUGGCCAGCUACCUGGGCCCCGAGAGCCUGGCGGACUACGAGCACUUCGUCAAGAUGAAGUCGGCGCUCAUCAUCGAGCAGCGCGAGUUGGAAGACAAAAUACACCUGGGUGAGGAGCAGCUGAAGUGCCUAUUGGACAGCCUGCAGCCGGAGAGAGGCAAAUGAAGGCGCACCCAAACCCCAUCCCACCCGGCCCUCCCCGGAGAAGGAGGACGACGCGGAUGGGGUUGGCGGAGUCAUCAGCUCCGGUCCUGUGGAUGCCGCUGAAAACCGUAGCCUGUAUUUACGUCCUGUCGUUGGGGGUCGGGGGAGGGGGGUGUCCUCUCACGGCCAGGUCGCGGUCAGCAAAGUAAUAACUUAUAUGUGUGCGUUUGGGAUGAGUUCUUUAAUUCUUAGGUUCCCUUUUGGAAUGCUGAGCAGAGCGGCUCCCCCCUCCCCUUUGCCGCGGUGGCCCGACAGCGUCCCCACGUGGCGCCGGGGCUGGGGUGCGCCCUGCGCGCGUACGCACUGGGGUCACCCCUGUGGUCUCCACCGGCCUUGCGUGCGGACGCUGAACCCCGUCCUCCACGCGGGCAGGAACGAUCGCGUCUCUAAAGAAGGUGCAUGUGGGUCAGGGGUGGGGAGUCGCCUGGUGCACGAGCUGUCCCAUGGAUCGCAGGAGGCGCCGGGGCUGGGGUGUGCCCUGCGCGCGUACGCACUGGGGUCACCCCCGUGGUCUUCACCGGCCUUGCGUGCGGACGCUGAACCCCGUCCUCCGCGCGGGCAGGAGCGAUCGCGUCUCUAGAGAAGGUGCAUGUGGGUCGGGGGUGGGGAGUCGCCUGGUGCACGAGCUGUCCCGUGGAUCGCGGGAGGCGCCGGGGCUGGGGUGCGCCCUGCGCGCGUACGCACUGGGGUCACCCCCAUGGUCUCUAACCGGCCUUGCGUGUGGACGCUGAACCCCGUCCUCCACGCGGGCAGGAACGAUCGCGUCUCUAAAGAAGGUGCAUGUGGGUCGGGGGUGGGGAGUCGCCUGGUGCACGAGCUGUCCCGUGGAUCGCGGGAGGCGCCGGGGCUGGGGUGUGCCCUGCGCGCGUACGCACUGGGGUCACCCCCGUGGUCUUCACUGGCCUUGCGUGCGGACGCUGAACCCCGUCCUCCGCGCGGGCAGGAGCGAUCGCGUCUCUAGAGAAGGUGCAUGUGGGUCGGGGGUGGGGAGUCGCCUGGUGCACGAGCUGUCCCGUGGAUCGCGGGAGGCGCCUGCCGGCUGUGCUCGCCGUGCGUCCGGAAGUGUUGCGCCAUUCGUUCUGUCUGUCCUCUAAGGAUGACCCCGACCCAGCAAAAAAAAAAAUCAUGAGGAUGAGUAUUAUUUAUUAAUGUGUUAGAAAGAGAAUAGUUAUCCAUGCGGUUUAAAGACCAGCGGUGAAAUGACGAGCUUUCAGCGUGCUGGGUUCACUCAUGGUGAAAUCGCCACUUGCACAGUGUACAUGCUUUAAGGCGCAGGCAGAAGGGACAUACUGGUUUUUGUUCUUCUGGAAUGACACCCGCGUGCAAAUGGUAUUUUUCCUGCAAAGUGAGAUUACGUGGCUGAAAGUGUGUCCGGAAGAUAGGUGCUUGCGAGUUUUGUUUUGAUUUUUUUUCCUUAAGGCCCCUGAGAUAUUUUCCUCAUUUACUUUCCCCUCCGCGCUCCCCCUCCCGCCCCCCCAAGAACAUUUCUUUGGUGUGUAUAUGAUUGUGGAUUAUAACUGGCAGCUCCUCUCUUUUUGCUUCUCUGGAUUAAUUAUUGGCAGUGUCAAGGCCACCUCCUCUAAGAACCCGUGGUUCUGGCUUUCCAGAGGUCCAGGUGGACCAUACGACUCCCAGACCUGGUCUUUCUCUGCCACAGAGUUGACCACCGUCUGUUGCCCGUUUUGUCGUUUGAUAUUGCAAGGUGGUCGAGAGAGUCUGUUCACUAGAAAACACUGUCGGGCUGUUGUUUUCCAGUGGCCGAGUCACGACUAGAAGAUAUCUUGCAGAUCCCGUGUGCUGCAUUUGCAUCCACAAUGUAUAAAGAUCUUUCCAAGUUAACAGCAUGAAAACAGACAGCCCAGUUAAAACAUGAGCCAGAGUCUUAAAUAGACAGUUCACCAAAGAGGCUAUGUGCAUGUCAGUGGGCAUAUAGGUGUUUAGCCCCUCGUGGCUUGGUUCUCACGGUCUGAUUUUUAACCCGAUUGUCUGUGUUCCGUCCCAGUUGGGUGAGAUGCCUGCAUAAUGGUGGUAGAAGCCCUAAGAUAACUUCAUUUCGGGGUGAUAUUCAGAGGUCAGAUCAUGUUACUCCUUGUUUCCUCUUAUGCCUGGGAAACGAGUUUUCUGACAGAUGGGGAGAUAGCCCUGUCACCGGUGACCGGCGCCUUACCAAAGACAGAAGCACACAAUGUCUUUAAUAUUAAAGGACACUACUCCACACCCACAGAGCCGGGAGGACAAGCUGGACUGGCCCCGGUGAUAUCUCUGCAGCCCUGGUGGGAACCGACCUGGCAGGCUUCAGUGAUGCCGGCAAUAAACAUUCCUUUGGCAGCCCACCCACGCCAGAGAGAAGGGCCUUUUUCUGCACUUUUUAUUCUUCUUAAAUUAAGCUGUUCCUGACUUGAAAAACCCCUCUUCUGCCAGUGAAGCGUCGUCCUCCUCCCCACGUGCUACGGUCACUUGCUGUGAAAAUGGGUCAUGGUGGAAAAGAUAAAGCUGGCUGUCCACGGAUCCCCCGCCCCGCCUUUCUCCCUUGGGGCAACAACCACAGUGAUGUCAGUGUGUUUUGAUUUUCAGAAAGCUUUUAUCUGUGAAUCUUGCCCUUCUCAUACAGUAUUGUGAUCAUUUUGAUGAUACGUCUGUAAAAUGUGAAAAUAGAGUUUAUGCCUGUAUCCAGCUUUUCGGUGUCUUUUGAGAACAUUGUCUUCUACACAGCAAUACACAGGGCUCUGGUAUCCUUUAAACGAAGCCCAUAGAAUCACAAUGGUCCUGUCUGUUUCUCCAUCUGCCUCAUAAAUGUCUGGUUGGCGGGGACCCAAAGAUUGCAGUGAGUCAGUGUGUACAACUUUGUAUAUAACUAUAUUACUGCACAUACAAUCUGGUGCUAACCUUUCUCCCAUGGCAUUCCUGGGUGGUGGCUGAUGGCUCACCCUGGGUCAUCACUCAGCUGAGAUGUGCUCUCUGUAUCUUGAGGUUGCAGUCAGGGGCCUUGCCGGAUACUUUGAUCAUGCCUUCCACCGUGGAAGAUUUGUACCGAUUUCAUGCUCAACACUUAACACUUACCUCUCAACAGAUCAUCCUGCUUGACCUUAAUAAAAUAAAUGAUAUCUUUCAGUGAA